UUCCUGGACUGUUGGGAUACGCAGCGGAGGCCGGAGCCACUGACCAGCUCCUCCUGGUUUAAUGCCUCCAAACGGGCGACGGCUUCCUAAAAUGAGACUCUGGGGACUUCUGCCUUUCCUGGUCCCCUUCAUCUUCCUGUGGAGUAGCCAGGAAGCUGAGCUGGCAGAGGGGCUCUUUAUCAGAACAUGUCCAAGAGUCAGAGUGAAGUGUGAGGUUGAAGAAAGAAAUGAGUGCACGAGGCACCGGCAGUGUCCGAACAAGAAGAGAUGCUGCCUGUUCAGCUGCGGGAAGAAAUGCAUGGACCUCAAUCAAGAUGUAUGCAGUCUGCCACAGGAUCCUGGUCCCUGCUUGGCUUACAUUCCACGCUGGUGGUAUGAUGAAGAAACUGACCUCUGUACCCAAUUCAUCUAUGGUGGUUGCCAAGGGAACCCUAACAACUUCCAAUCUGAAGGAAUCUGCACAGUUGUCUGCAGAAAGAAACAUUUGUCUUCCUGGGUAAGAUAAGGAUGAGCUGGAAGAAGCUCCAAGUGUUGGCUCCUAAUCUGAGGCUUUCUUCCCGUGAGCCCAACACAUGCUCUGGAUUGGCUGCCACUGAGACUUUGGCUGUUCCCAAACCAGAAGCCCAGAAUUCACUUAUUUCCUCCCCCCAACUCCAGAGUCUCUUCAAAUGUCAUGACCUUCAACUUUUGACCCCUUCUCAGUCUGGGACCCUAUCACCUCAACUUUCAGGGUUCAAAUGUUUUCCUACGAAGACGAUAGUUUCUCUUAAUAAAGGAUCCUGUGAAUUCUGA
Messenger RNA from Arvicanthis niloticus (Nile rat), 792 nucleotides. Its product is annotated as WAP four-disulfide core domain protein 6A. Lineage: Eukaryota; Metazoa; Chordata; Mammalia; Rodentia; Muridae. Gene Ontology annotation, cellular component: extracellular region. Gene Ontology annotation, molecular function: serine-type endopeptidase inhibitor activity. Gene Ontology annotation, biological process: negative regulation of peptidase activity. The record is from RefSeq and is a predicted model, not a curated record.